Messenger RNA from Gastrolobium bilobum, 3043 nucleotides. RefSeq names its product probable LRR receptor-like serine/threonine-protein kinase At3g47570. The transcript has 4 exons. The record is from RefSeq and is a predicted model, not a curated record. Gene Ontology annotation, molecular function: protein kinase activity; protein binding; ATP binding. Gene Ontology annotation, biological process: protein phosphorylation. NCBI's taxonomy places the organism in Eukaryota, Viridiplantae, Streptophyta, Magnoliopsida, Fabales, Fabaceae. Bases 1288 to 2811 code for a protein of 507 amino acids.
UUAUGGAUUUAAUAUUGAAGGAUAAUUACAAAGAAAAAGAAAUAAAGUCACUUUUGGUGAAAAAUGAGUUAAAAUGACAGUUAAGAGGUAAAAAAUGCGGAUAAAUAAAGUUAUCUAAAAGUGAAAGUAAAAAUAGAAACGUGACUAGAAAAAUAUUCUAGUCUAUUGGUUAAAGUUUGGUAAUGAAUGGAGGUGUGUAGAUAGAUGAGCUUAUACCCGCUAGUAUAAUGAAUUUAUAUAAGUGACUCAAGGGAGUCACUGUUCCCUUCUCUUUACGGACGCGAGACAGAGAGAAGGAAGGAAAGAAAAUGAAAAUGGAGAUUUUGAUUAAAAUUCUUCCAAAAUUCAUAACUUGAGCUAGAGACCUCCAAAUCACUCCGUUCCAAAGCCAAACCUGUGAGAAAUUUCGAGAGGAAUCUAUUGGUACCAGUAUUUCUGAGUGGGGUUCACUGUAGAGAGAGAUCUUCUCCCCCAAAGAAUUCGAAUUUCAUGGAAAAUAUGGGUUUUAAUGGAGCUUGAAGCCAUGGGAGCUUGAAGCAAGCUUCUCCCUUCAUUCUAGGUGUACCUAGGGACUGUGAACGUUUGGAUUCUCGUGGAGUAUGAUAAGUAGCUUGUUCUUCAAGUAAGCAGAUUGUAAAGCUCAAAGAGGAAGUGAGCCCAGGGUAUGGAGGGUUUUCCAUAAACCUGGAGUUUACUAGAGAUUCGUCUCUAACCCCGUUUGGGGAUAUGAUUUCAGGAACACAGUUAAUUGAAGAGCCUCAUGGGACAAGGACACUAACCGUGGCUAGAGGUACUAGUAUGAGGAUGUGGAGUUCUGGGUGGUCGGAUGCUACUAUUUGUUUUAGACGUAUUUUUGGAAAAGAUGUAUUGUUGCAUAGUGUUCAUAUUCGAUACAUGUACAUUUAUGUAUUCAGGCAUGAUGAUAUGACUAUGUAGUAUUCAGUUAUGUUAUGUAUUGGAUUGCAUGCUAUUAGAUUUGUGGCACAGAGCCAAGUUCAGCAUGCGCCCAUAGAUGGGUAUCUGAGUAUGUUUGCAUGACUGGUACUUCUGGAAAUAUAUAUUGUUUAAACUGUCUAUCAGGAACUCUUGAGUGUGGGAUUGGAAAAUCCCCAGUUGUCCGAUUUACAGAGGUUACUCUGUCCGAUUUUCGUCUCCGUAAAAUAAGAAUUAAAUUAGAAGAAGUAUGCAAUGUGAUAUGUCAUGUGAAAAAGGGAUUAAAGAAAAAGAAAAAGUUAGUUCGUAUUUUCGUAAGUUAAGUCUUCCGCUGUUUCUGUUUGUAUCAUAUGUAUGUUAAUUGAACCGGCUCGAGACGGGGAUGUUACACUUUAUGUCUCUGAGAAUUAUUUAUCUGGUAAUAUUCCUAAAACCAUAGGAGAAUGCUCAAGCUUGGAGUACCUUUAUUUGCGGGGGAAUUCCUUCAAUGGAAUCAUACCAUCCUCUUUGGCUUCACUAAAAGGUCUUCGACAUUUAGACCUAUCACGAAAUCACUUGUCUGGAUCAAUUCCUGAUGUUUUGCAGAAUAUUACUUUCUUAGAAUACUUAAAUGUAUCAUUUAACAUGUUAGAUGGAGAGGUACCAACUAAAGGUGUCUUUCAAAAUGUAAGUGAGUUAUCAGUGACUGGAAACAACAAGCUUUGUGGAGGUGUUUCAGAGCUGCAUCUACCGCCAUGCCCUGUCAAAGGAAAAAAACAUGCAAAACACCACAAUUUCAGGUUGAUAACAUCAAUAGUUAGUCCAAUUGCUUUUCUUCUUGUAUUGUCAUUCAUUCUCACUUUCUACUGGGGAAGGAAAAAAAGCAAGAAACCAUCUUCUGAUUCACCAACAAUUGACCAUUUAGCCAAGGUUUCAUACCAAAAUCUACAUCGUGGAACUGAUGGUUUUUCAAUAAGAAACUUGAUAGGAUCUGGAAGCUUUGGCUCUGUGUACAAAGGAACUAUUGAGCCAGAAGACACAAUUGUUGCUAUAAAGGUCCUAAAUCUUCAAAAGAAGGGAGCUCACAAGAGUUUCAUUGCUGAAUGCAAUGCACUCAAGAAUAUUAGGCAUCGAAAUCUGGUUAAGAUUUUAACAUGUUGUUCUAGCAUAGAUUUCAAUGGUCAAGAAUUUAAAGCUCUUGUUUUUGAGUACAUGACAAAUGGAAGCUUAGAAAGUUGGUUGCAUCCAGCGGCAGACAUUACAUAUCAGCCUAGAUCAUUGAACUUUGAGGAAAGGUUAAAUAUUAUUAAUGAUGUUGCUUCAGCAGUUCAUUAUCUUCACUACGAAUUUGAGCAAGCUGUCAUUCAUUGUGAUUUGAAGCCUGGCAAUGUUCUUCUUAAUGAUUGCAUGGUAGCUCAUGUGAGUGAUUUUGGCCUAGCAAGAUUGCUAUCAAGUGUUGGAGUCUCUCUGAUGCAAAGUAGCACAAUUGGAAUAAAUGGAACUGUUGGUUAUGCUCCUCCAGAGUAUGGAAUGGGUUCUAAGGUGUCACUUGAAGGCGAUAUGUACAGCUUUGGAAUUUUGAUUUUAGAAAUUUUAACUGGAAGGAGACCUACAGAUGAAAUGUUUAAAGAUGGUUAUACUCUCCAUAAUUAUGUUAAAAUUACAAUUUCCUAUAAUUUUGUGGAGAUUGUAGACCCAACUAUUCUCCCCAAUGAAUUAGAACAAACCACUAAUAUUGAGAACUUGGGUCUUACGCAUCCUAGUGUAGAGAAAUGUUUACUCUCUCUUUUUAGGAUUGCACUUGCUUGUUCAAUGGAAUCACCAAAAGAAAGAAUGAAUAUGGUUGACGUCAUCAAGGAACUUAAUCUGAUCAAAAGAUUAUUCCCUUAUGGGAUUUAGUGGAGGCGAGCUGCAUUACAGCCACACAACACUUGAUGGCGAGGAGUCACCUUAAUAUUGCUAUAAAUUUCUACUAGCAGAUGUUUCAUAUACUUUCGUGUUCCUGUUAUCUAUUAUCUAAAUGUUUUCCAUGUAGAAGUUUGCCAAUUUACAUUUAAAAAAAUAGAUCUUGACCAGAUGGUAAUUUUUUAAUCUUUCCAUUUGAUUCCCGGCUCCGUGGAUGCUUGUUAUU